AUGAACAACUCGCCGUUUGUCUCUGGCCUUGCACUCGGUUCGGCUGCCACUCUUGGCGCUGUGGCUGCUCUCCUCGGAGCACGGGCACUCUUGGCAUCAUCGUCAUCGUCAUUGUUGUCGUCAUCGCCGUCGUCGUCAUCGGUGCCGAGCGGGCCAGAGGCCAACCUGCCUCCGCCUGCCUGCCUCCCAGACGAGGUGCUGGCUGCUCGACGAAGGGCAGUCAAGCCUGACGCUGUUGUUCUGUCGGGCAAGCACAUAGAGCUUGUCCCGUACUCGCCGGAUCAUCAUCUUGAUCUGCUCCAUCUCCGCUCAUCGGGCGCUGCCUGCACCGGCUCGGUCGCCGGAGAACUGCGAUCGGUGUCCGAGUACGAUGCCGAGGCCGUGGUAUGGCGGUACAUGUUUGGCGGGCCGUUUGAGAGUGCCGACGAUCUUGGCAGAUACCUGCAGCGACAGGUCGAUGCGCCCAACGGGACGCCGUGGGCCGUGGUGGACAAGACCUCGAGCGAGCCGCUUGGCAUUGUCAACCUCAUGAACUGCGCGCCCGACCAUCUCAAGGUCGAGAUCGGUUCGCUGUGGCUCUCGCCACUGGCGCAGAAGAGCAUCGUCAACACCGAGCUCAUGGUUCUCCUCGCGGACCUUGUCUUUGAGGUUUGGCACUUUCGCCGCUUCGAGUGGAAGUGCGAUGCCCGCAACCGCCGCUCACAGCGCGCCGCCUGUCGCCUCGGCUUUGUUGCUGAAGGCGUUCAGGACUGCCACUUUAUCAUCAAGGACCGCUCGCGCGACACAGCCUGGUUCCGCAUCCUUGAUCACGAGUACUACGAGGCUGGCGGGGUCAAGGAUCGCCUCGACAGCCUGCUCGCCGCGGCCGAGGCCAAGAUCGCUUCGCGUUGA
Molecule: messenger RNA, 891 nt
Organism: Thecamonas trahens ATCC 50062
Lineage: Eukaryota; Apusomonadida; Apusomonadidae
Exons: 1
Coding region: 1-891 (296 amino acids)
Molecular function (GO): protein-N-terminal-alanine acetyltransferase activity; protein N-terminal-serine acetyltransferase activity
Source: RefSeq, a predicted model, not a curated record